Molecule: messenger RNA, 6658 nt
Organism: Bacillus rossius redtenbacheri
Lineage: Eukaryota; Metazoa; Arthropoda; Insecta; Phasmatodea; Bacillidae
Gene: Pkc98E
Product: protein kinase C
Exons: 15
Coding region: 1-2265 (754 amino acids)
Biological process (GO): protein phosphorylation
Cellular component (GO): nucleus; cytoplasm
Molecular function (GO): diacylglycerol-dependent serine/threonine kinase activity; ATP binding
Source: RefSeq, a predicted model, not a curated record
AUGUUCACUGGAACCGUGAGAGUGAAAAUAUGCGAGGCUUGCGGGUUGAGACCUACGGAUUUUCAAAAGCGGCAUAACAUGGCGUUUGGGAAACCAGAUGAUCAGCCUAUAGAUCCUUACGUUUCUAUAGACGUGGACGAAAAUCAUUUCGAUCGGUCGUCGACGAAACCAAAAACUUUCGAUCCGGUAUGGAACGAGUACUUCGUCCACGAUGUUCAAGGAGCGGUCAACCUGUGGUUCACCGUUUUUCACGAUGCUGCCAUCCCCCCGGACGAUUUUGUGGCCAACUGCAGUAUUCCGUUCGAAGAUUUAGUUCAAAGAGAUCGAGAGGCAACAGAUUUCUGGGUGGAUCUGGAACCACAAGGAAAGCUGCACAUAAGGGUUGAUUUAAAAUGGAAAUCGCAAGAGCAACAGGUGGCGAAGCCGCGCGAGUUCAUGGAGCGGCAGGGCUUCAACAGGCGUCGCGGCGCCAUGAGGCGACGCGUGCACCAAGUGAACGGACACAAGUUCAUGGCCACGUUUCUUAGGCAACCCACCUUCUGCUCUCACUGCAGGGAAUUUAUUUGGGGUCUUGGAAAGCAAGGAUAUCAAUGUCAAGUUUGCACGUGCGUGGUCCACAAGCGCUGUCACCAGUCAGUGGUCACCAAGUGUCCAGGGAUGAAGGAAGUCAGUCAAGAUGAGUCGAGCAAGGGCCAGCGGUUCAAUGUGGACAUGCCACACCGGUUCGUGGUGCACAACUACAAGAGGUUCACUUUCUGCGACCACUGCGGCUCACUGCUGUACGGCCUCAUACGCCAGGGCCUGCAGUGUGAAGUGUGCAGCAUGAACGUCCACAAGCGCUGUCAGAAGAAUGUCGCCAACAACUGUGGCAUCAACACCAAGCAGAUGGCAGCCAUCUUGAAGGAGAUGGGAAUCUCAACAACCAAACUCACGCCACACUCAAAGGCAAAAACGGGUGGCAGCAUGAGUUCAACCCAGAGUGGUAACGAGCGUGGAGGCAGCUGUUCGGAACAGCAGGUGUUGGAAGACGAUGGCACACCGGAGGGGCAGGGCGAGGCACAGCCUGAAGAGGUGGACGAUGAGGCCCGUAUGCGUUUCAUCGCCCAGAAAGUCAUGGAAGAGAAGAUUCGGGAGAAACUAAGGUCGGAGGAUGCUCCCGCAGAGGCGAACAGAGAGCAAGCGUCGGAGGGGGAGCAGAUCUCGGGCUCCCCGGAGCGGCGGGAGCGCAGGAUCGGCCUGGAUGACUUCCACUUCAUCAAGGUGCUGGGCAAGGGCAGCUUCGGCAAGGUGAUGCUGGGCGAGAAGAAGGGCACGGACGAGGUGUACGCCGUGAAGGUGCUCAAGAAGGACGUCAUCAUCCAGGACGACGACGUGGACUGCACCAUGACGGAGAAGAGGAUCCUGGCGCUGGCGGCCAAGCACCCGUUCCUCACGGCGCUGCACUCGUGCUUCCAGACCAAGGAUCGCCUGUUCUUCGUGAUGGAGUACGUGAACGGAGGAGACCUCAUGUUCCAAAUACAGCGCGCCCGCAAGUUUGACGAGCCGCGAGCGCGGUUCUACGCGGCUGAGGUGACCCUCGCCUUGCAGUUCCUGCACCGGCACGGCGUGAUCUACAGGGACCUGAAGCUGGACAACAUCCUGCUGGACAACGAAGGCCACUGCAAGCUCGCGGACUUCGGCAUGUGCAAGGAGGGGAUCGUGGACGGAGUGACCACCACCACGUUCUGCGGCACGCCCGACUACAUCGCUCCAGAGAUCCUGCAGGAGAUGGAGUACGGCCCAAGCGUUGACUGGUGGGCGCUGGGUGUGCUCAUGUACGAGAUGAUGGCGGGUCAGCCGCCUUUCGAAGCUGAUAAUGAAGACGACCUAUUCGAGUCGAUACUGCAUGACGACGUGCUGUAUCCCGUAUGGCUCAGCAAAGAAGCCGUGUCUAUCCUUAAAGGGUUUAUGACGAAGAACUCCUUGAAGAGGCUCGGUUGUGUAGCUGCCCAGGGGACGGAGGCAGCCAUAAGGGUACACCCAUUUUUUCGUGAGAUUGACUGGGAUGCGCUCGAGAACCGUCGAGUGAAACCACCAUUCAAACCAAAGAUUAAAAGCAAGAAGGAUGCCUUGAACUUUGACGCGGAGUUCACGAAAGAGGAGCCGGUGUUGACGCCCAUCAACGCAGACGUGGUGCGUUCCAUCAACCAGGAAGAGUUCAAAGGCUUCUCCUUCGUGAACCCAGACUACAAUCCGGGCCGCUUCCAGGCCGACAAAACAGCCUAAACUACCGUCGUCACCUCUGUUUGCUUUCUUUUCUGGAUGUCUCCGGUCUGUCUCCAUCUCCUCAUUUCAUUGCCUUCCUGUUUCCCGAUGACCAGGUGCAUUCCGUGUCCUGCAGAGACGUUGGUUUGAUUCUGUGUCGAAGCAGACAGAUGAUUGCCUUAUCUCUGUCCAGAGGGCACGAGUCAUUGUUGUAGCGGCUGUUGUUUUGUGAAUGCUGAAAUUAUAUUUUUAGAACAGAAAGCCAGAAUGCAAUGAAGAAAGUAAGCGUAUUGUUUCUGUAGGAAAUAAAAUGUCUUCAUUUUAUUGUAGGGAUAGUGCUGCAAUGACUCUGUAAUUUUAAAUGGUUGCCUAAAGUGUAAUUUUUUUCACCCUUACAUAGCUGCCUAAAAAUAUAUGUUUGUAACUGUCCACAACAAGCUGUAAGUUGUUAACAAGUUUCAGUCUUGCAUGUCCCAUUUUUUGUUCAACAUUUUCUUAGCGUAGUAACGAUCUCUGUGUGUCAUCUUAAAGCAUCCGUUGUUGUUGUUGCUGUUGUUGUUGUUGGUUGUUGUUAGCGAAAAAGGUUUUUAUAUCCACGUGUAAUACAUAAGAGUUGAAAUGCUGACACACGUUGAAGCUAAGCCACAUUAUUUAAAUCAUUACUGUUUCAUGAUGACUAAUGAUGGCAUUCUGUUGAUGCACCUCCAAGGCUACUUAAAUUGUAUGUAUCAGUGUGUUGUACUUAAAAAUUCAAAGGGAAAGAACUGUUGAUACAAUUAGCUAGGUUAAUUAUAGUGAACAUCACUAUUCCUUGUAAUGUUGAUUAAUAUUGCUCUUUAACUCUUACAUGCAGAUAUUUAUAAGUUGUGUGCUCAGAAAUAGUGAAAAAUUCAUCUCGUAUAAAAACAUUUUUAAUAAAUAUAUAUAUAUAUAUAUAUAUAUAUACACACAUAUACAUAUGCACCCAAAAGAGAGAAAUAUAUAUAUAUAUAUAUGAUGAGUUUGGCAUUGUGACCGAUUUGUGUACAUUGUAAUAUAUUUAUUAUAAGUAAGCCUACUUGGUGCUUUGUCGGGGUGAAUGGGUGUGAUGCCCGAGGCCUAGUCUCACGCUGGUCGGGUGGUCGAUCUUGUUACAUUUGUCCAGUACUAUGUAAUUAGUCAAGAAAAGAUUUUACGGGUGUUGUUUGUUGUCUCAUGUUGUUGCUGCCAUUAUUAUAUCAUCAUCAUCAUCAUGGUGAGGAAAUCAAAACCCACUUGUAGUUCUCAGCCUUCUUUUCGACAAAUAUGCACACACGUAGUAAUAUAGGGUUUUAUUUCUAAAUGUGAACUCUUCUUUGUCUGUAUUCAGAUGAGAAAGAGACAAAAACUAAGAAAAUUUAAAUCAUCUAUGAUGUAUGUUAAUAUUAUGUACAAAAGAUACCAGUUUUUAAUGUUUGUAUUAAUGUAUGUUAAUGUAUGUUAAUGAUGUAUGUCUUUUUUUUUUCAAAAGCAAAUGUGCAGAAAGUGCAAAUUGUAGUUGUAGUAAAUUAGUAUAUAAGAAUUGAUAUGUUGUUAAUAUGAUUCCUGACAUUAUUGAUGCGCAUUAUGUUUGUUCAUCGCUCAUCAAAGAUGUGGUGAAGCUGAAUAUAUCCAUCAGUGUACAUUCAGGAGCCAUUCGUUCAAACUCUGACCAUUGUGACUAGUCACUAGGAGAUGUUUAUGCACAGACUUUUUUGAGAGAAAGAAUUUUGUCCUACGACAUUUACGUCCACUGCUGUAAAGGUGGAAGCGAAAAUCCACAUGCACACACACACGCACUCAACAAAAUGAGUAAGAUACCAUUGUGACCCCACGCUACGACGAGGAGCGGUCCUGAUCACUGUGGUCCGGUCUCGGCCUACUUUUCACCGACUAUGCACUUCGUACUCCGAGCUGAGUACAGCGCGUCCAUCACGGAGCGUUGAUAAACGGACCCAGCAUGCAUUUGACAGCCUGGAUCGACAUGUAAAGGCGACGGCACUCUACCCAUUGAAUCUCAAUACUAAGUGAAUCGUGACCAGGAAAACGUACUAUGAGGCAACAUAAGUUAGUCACUAGCUUUAAGAACACAUAAUGUGUGUUGUGUAUAUUGUAAUACUACGUAACAACUGGAUGUUUUGUCUUUCACAAAAUUUAUAGUUUAAAAAUAUUUUUGAGCAAAUUCUUGCUGUUUCAAAUGAUGUAAUGAGCCAUUGCUGAAAAUGAACUAGAAGUACAGAGAGGUAACUUGUAAACUUUUUGUUUCAUAAUUUUUUUUUAAUUUACUGAAACUGCAAGAAUUUGUAUAAAAAAUACGAAAAGACGACGAAAGUUUUUGGAAAGUUUUAAUUUUGUGUAUUUUAAAAAGUGUUAAUUUUUUUACGAGAGAAAAUAUAAACUAAGGAUUUUAAUAUUGACAAGAAUUAUUUGUAGUUAUGUGUGUUAGUUCUAAUACAAAUUAAUGUUUUGUUCAUUUCAAGAUUGCGAGUACCAUAGUAUUAAUUAAUGCACAAGAAAAUACUAACAAAAAUAUAUCAACUGUCUGUAUCUACAUGUGAAAUUUAUGUUUACUAAUAUCUGUAACUUUAUGUGGAAAGGAAAUCUCAGAAUCUCCAUUUAGUUUGUUUCAAGUAUUAUGAGUGAGAAGAUUUCCUACCAACCCAAGUUUUCACACCAUAUAAUUAUAGCGUGCUAUCUUAGCCGAGUGGCAUGAAUGCUCGUAUGCUUUGCAUCCAAACUACCUACUUCUCUCUCUUUCUCUCUCUAUCUCUCUCUCCCUUUUUGUCUCUGUGCUCUAGUUAAUACACAUUCUUGUAGUCUGUCUCACUCGUUCAGCCAUUAUGCCUCUAGAGUUUACGUUGUGGAACUGAUCACUGCAUUUCUCUUGAUGGCAAUAAAUGCUAGCAAGAAGCACAAACCUUUUGUUCACCAAUAAAUUUUUGUAAAGUUUUGUGUACAGAGUUAGUCUUUUAAUAGCUGUGUCCUUAAACUUGAACUCUCAUUUUGUGGUAGCAUCUAGUUUAGUUAUAACAAAUGUCAUGUUGCCUUUGCGUCCAUUCUUGUCCUGGCUUAGCUACUAGGUUGCUUUACGUCCUAUCAGUAGCUAGCGGGCAUUUUUUCAUGCUUAAAAGUUAAGAGUUACCGUAGUGUGCAACUUCAAAAGCAUUUUUUUCGAACUGGAAUUGUGAAUUGUUUGCAAUACAAGAAAUUUGUAUUGUUUUUUUUAUCUGCUUUUAGUCAACAUAAUUGUUAGAGCUUGCAGCGUAAAUAGUCAAGCAAAAUAUAUUUUCACUGAAAUGCAUUUAAUGUGUGUGAUUUGUACCUCAUUUUAUUUUAAUGUGCACAUCACGACACUCAUUUUAUAUUUUCAUGCUUCUGUUUUCUCAGUAGUUUGUUGGCCAGGCCAAGUUGAGGAAUGAAUUUCGCACAAAUUCAUAUAUUUUAUUUACUGUUAUGAGAUGGGUGAUUUGUCAAUUCCCACGUGAAAAAAAAAUUGGAGUGUAGUUAUAAUUGUAACAGCAUGUGUACAACGUAUUGACACUGCUAUUUUGCAGUCACACAUGAUGUUAAGAACAUUGUUGUACAGAAAAAGUGCAAUAUUAUUAUAUGACUAGUCAUAUUUCAUCAGUAUGUUAUGUUACAUUACUGUAGUUUAUAAUGUUUUGAGGGUGUAUACAGUUUGUUAACCAAAGAUGGCAAAACACAAGCAAGUCAGCUGCUGUGCUUUCUAGUUUUUAUUGUUUUGUGCACAAUAGUUGCUAAGUUCGUAACAGCAGGUGUGAAAAUACUAGUCUUGCUGAUGCAAGUCAGGUGUCGUAUACCUCCAAAAAUUACUUAAGUUGUGUUCGGAAAAUUCGAUAAAAUUUAGUACAAGUUGUGUGUCUACUUUAUUUAUUUUUACAGUAUUCUUUUAAUUUGAGUUUUGCAAAUGAAUAUGCAAUGCAGUUUGAAUUGUUUUUGCAUAUUUACUGCUUGCUUAGAAACUGCUUUUGUUGUCUGUGAGAUUAUUGAUGAGUUUUUAAGUGAAACUAUUAUAGCAUAACUUUUAGAAAUACUUUUUUAAUAUAAUUUUUAUUUAAUUUAAAAAAUGUUGUACGGACACAUUAAAUAGGACAUCGCUGUGUUGUUUCAGUUUUUGUUUGUGAUUGCAUAUUGUGUUCUUUAUACAAGUAUUACGUGUGAAUGCUGGAGUUAGCAUUAUAUUUUGACGCUUUGAUUUUGCUCUAAAAACAAAUGAAUAAUGCUGUACAAACUGUGCCAAAAUAGAUGAUCUGCACUGAAGCAUCACAACAAUUAUUUGCGAAUGUUGCAGUGUUCUAGUAGUAUUAAAUACUGAUAUUUUAACCUUCCCACCCUUAAAAUUGUCUUUCUGUUGAUUUUAUUAUUACUUUGACUGUGUAAUAAAUUAUAUUAUAAA